CCCCCCACCGCGGCGGCCCGGCAGCCGUCUCCGCGAUGGGCGCCGCAGCGGUGGCGGCGUACAGCCCGCGCUCCUCCCUCGCCUCCUCCUCUUUCUCCUCCUCCUCAGGGCUCCAGUCAGGCCGAGCCGCUCCGCUCACGAAGCAGCUUGAAGAGGCAAGAUAACUUUUGGAGCUGUGAAUUCCAAGCUGAUGCCUUUGCUGGAUACUCUGUUCUCUUCAGAAAGGCAAACUGAGAUAUAUCUUGCUGCUUUUUGUGGUCACAUGGUGACAACUUAUAGAAAGUCUGAUCUGCAACUUGAUGGGUGACAGUUCCUUUGAACCAAAAGAAAAUUUAAAAAUGGCAGAACUCUUUAUGGAAUGUGAAGAAGAGGAGCUAGAACCAUGGCAGAAGAAAGUGAAAGAAGUUGAAGAGGAUGAUGAUGAUGAGCCCAUCUUUGUUGCAGAGAUAGCAAGUUCAAAGCCAACUAUUUCAAAUAUUUUGAACAGAGUUAACCCUAGCUCUCAUUCACGGGGAACAAAGAAUGGUGUACUUAAUCGAGGUUUUACUGCGUCAUUCAAGCCUACAAGUCAACGCUACCUGAAUUCAACAUCAAAUCCUGCAGCUGCCUUGCCAGUAAAUUUUCAUCUGGAAUCUAGAUCUUCAGAUAGCUCUGUUAUUGUUCAACCAUUUUCUAAACCUGGUUAUAUAACAAACUCACCACGAGUUCUGUCUAAUAACUCUUCAGAGUUACUGUUCGACCUGACCGAGGAUGAUAACGGAUUAUCACAUUGCCAAGGGGGGCCAGCACUUUCUAUUGCAGGUUUGAAUGAAAGCUCAUUUUCAUCAAAACGCCCUUCUGGUUCUGACAUAAACAGUGUUAACCCCAAAAAGCCUAAACCCACUGAACAUAUUUCUGGAACAGAUGCCUCUCCUGUGGUCUCUUCAGGGAAGUCUUCGUCAGUGAUGUCUUUGCAGGUGGUGCCAUCGCAAGGUGCAAAUUGCUCAUCAAAUCAGUCUAAAAAUGGAACGACUUUUCCAAGAGCAUGUCCUAAGUGUAAUAUUCACUUCAAUCUUUUGGAUCCGCUGAAAAAUCACAUGACGUAUUGUUGUCCAGACAUGAUAAAUAACUUUUUGGGAUUGACUAAAACAGAUGUUUCAAAUACAGCAAAUGAAGCUAAAACUCUUGAUUCAGAGAAAGGAAAAUUGAUCAUGUUAGUUAAUGAUUUUUAUUAUGGAAAACAUGAAGGAGAUGUCCAGGAAGAACAGAAGACUCACACAACCUUUAAAUGCUUCAGUUGCUUGAAAGUUCUUAAAAAUAAUAUUAGGUUUAUGAACCAUAUGAAGCAUCAUUUGGAACUUGAGAAGCAGAGCAGUGAGAGCUGGGAAAAGCACACCACUUGCCAGCACUGCUACCGCCAGUUCCCCACUCCCUUCCAGCUGCAGUGCCAUAUUGAGAGCACACACACACCUCAUGAGUUCUCCACCAUUUGUAAAAUCUGCGAGCUAUCGUUUGAAACUGAACAGAUUCUUUUACAACAUAUGAAAGAUAAUCAUAAACCUGGUGAAAUGCCAUACAUCUGCCAGGUUUGCAGUUAUAGAUCAUCAAUAUUUUCUGAUGUAGAAUCUCAUUUUAGAACAUCUCAUGAAAACACUAAGAAUUUGCUAUGUCCAUUCUGCCUCAAAGUUAUUAAAAUUGCCACACCCUAUAUGCAUCAUUACAUGAAGCACCAGAAAAAGGGAAUACAUCGGUGCACCAAAUGCAGAUUGCAGUUUUUGACAUGCAAAGAGAAAAUGGAUCAUAAGACUCAACAUCACCGAACAUUUGUAAAGCCCAAGCAGCUAGAAGGACUGCCCCCUGGAACAAAAGUUACUAUUCGAGCUUCAGUUGGACCUCUUCAGUCAGGAUCUGCAGUUACACCUUCCAUCAGUGCAAGCACUUCUAUCCUCCAGCUCUCACCUCCAAGGACUGACAAUAUAACUGUUAAAAAUCCCACGAAAUUGAAUAUAAGUCCACCGAGUACAACUGUACACAAUCCCAGUAAACCUAAUGAAAGCAAGUCUAACGGAACUAAAUCUAAAAUCAGGUCAAAAGUCUCUAAUAUGCAGAAGAAACAAAGCACUUUGUCUAAUAGUAAUAAAAAAAGUAAAGUGAACACAGCAUUGAGGAACUUAAGGUUACGUCGAGGAGUUCAUGAGUGUAUUGAGUGUUCUUCUGAAGUAAAGGAUUUCGCAAACCAUUUUCCUACAUAUGUCCACUGUAGUUUUUGCAGAUACAACACUAGCUGUAGCAAAGCCUAUGUAAAUCAUAUGAUGAGCUUUCAUAGUAACCAUCCAACUAAAAGGUUUUGUAUAUUUAAGAAGCAUUCAGAAAAUCUCAGGGGCAUUUCUCUAGUGUGCCUUAAUUGUGAUUUCCUAACUGAUGUUUCUGGCUUAGAUAAUAUGGCUACACACUUAAAUCAACAUGAAACUCAUACUUGCCGUGUUCUAAUAGAGAAAGUUUCUGUGUGUAUCCCAACUUCUGAACGUCUUUCUCAAUUAAAAACUGAAGCUCCCACUAAGGGACAAGAAUCUGUGUCUAAGGAAACAGCAAGACACCAUACAACUGAAGGAGAGCCAGGAACACCACAUUCUGAAAGUCAGCAGGAUAAAGCUCCUUCAGCAGCAGCAGCAGACGCUGGGUGUGAUGCAGGUGUACGUGAAGCUGCAGCAGCAGCAGCAGCAGCAGACUGCGAAGGAAACGUAACUGGUUCAGAUACAGAAAGUGAAAGCAACUCAAAGAUUUCAGAUGCUGGAGCAGGUAAUACGGCAAAGGAAGAACAAGCGCAGCACGUCAGUCAGGAAGUGGAGCUGAAGGUGGAGCAGAGUUCAGAAGGCACAGAUUCACGUCAUCAGAGCAAGGAGCGCAGCCCCCAGGACGCUGAGUUGUCUUCAGAGACUAGUCAGGAUUUGCAGUUAGCAUCGGGCAGGGCUGGCACUGGUGAGUUUCUGAGGCAAAGAGAUGAGCCUGAAUCUGUGAGUUCUGCUGCUAGUGAGCAAGGCAGCGUUCACUUGGAACCUUUGACACCGUCAGAGGUGCUUGAGUCUGAAGCCACAGAGAUCCUUCAUAAAGGCGAUGAUCCUUCAUCUAACACCAGUGACACAGUGUCUGAUCAAACAGGUGGCAGUCCUGGAGGAAGUAGCCCUAGCAGAGCAGAGGCAGCCGCAGAGCUGGCAGACGGGAAGGAGAGCAGCUGAAGUGAUUUAUAGUUCCACAUGUGGUUCCUGCAGAGAGCAUGUAGAGCAGUGCUGCCCUGAGGCCCAGCAGUGCCGAGGCAGGGCUCUGAGGACGUCCUGCUUACCUUCCCCUGUGUGCUCCAUCUUAGUGAUAGCAUGGGUAGUCUCAAUUUCCAAGUUUUUACAAACCUGAGCAGAACUUUAGUGAAAACUAAGUUUGCCAUCCAAAGGUCUCUUAGCACUUUUUGACAAAAUCUUGUUCACCAAUAUGAAAUUAUUAUAAGAAUAUCAGCUAUGUUAAUCAGACUUUUCAAACUUUGGUUAGUCCUAAACGUAAAGUCCUUAUCACCUGCAUAGUCCUCUUAGUAAAC
Molecule: messenger RNA, 3565 nt
Organism: Acomys russatus (golden spiny mouse)
Lineage: Eukaryota; Metazoa; Chordata; Mammalia; Rodentia; Muridae
Gene: Znf280d
Product: zinc finger protein 280D
Exons: 23
Coding region: 300-3215 (971 amino acids)
Biological process (GO): regulation of DNA-templated transcription
Molecular function (GO): RNA polymerase II cis-regulatory region sequence-specific DNA binding; DNA-binding transcription factor activity, RNA polymerase II-specific
Source: RefSeq, a predicted model, not a curated record